This is a messenger RNA of Neofelis nebulosa (Clouded leopard), 3988 nucleotides long. It is a transcript of the gene SLC25A38, whose product is annotated as solute carrier family 25 member 38. The record is from RefSeq and is a predicted model, not a curated record. Gene Ontology annotation, cellular component: mitochondrion; mitochondrial inner membrane. Gene Ontology annotation, molecular function: glycine transmembrane transporter activity. Gene Ontology annotation, biological process: glycine import into mitochondrion. NCBI's taxonomy places the organism in Eukaryota, Metazoa, Chordata, Mammalia, Carnivora, Felidae. The transcript is spliced from 8 exons. Bases 644 to 1645 code for a protein of 333 amino acids.
AGGGUUCCGUGCAGUUCCUCCGGCUUUCUCCACGCCCUCCCCGGUGCAUCCUGCCUGUUCUGGGGUCCAGAAGCGUGUUACAGGGCGGGAUGGGCGGGAGAGCAGAGCCACGGCCUCUGCGGAGAGAGUGAAGAGCGGCGAGAAGUUCCCGGUGCGGCGCGCCUAGCCACGCAGGGGCGGUGGGAGCGCGGGCCCGGCCCCCGACGGGCGCGGACGGCAGAGCCGCCGCCUGACUGCGUGGCGCCCCACCACUGCGGCCGCGUCACCCUCGCCCCCCGGGGUCGCCAGCGCUGGCCCGAGCUCCUACUGACGGCACACUGAGCCCGGCGCACUUGCCGGCCUCGUCUCCAAUGAUUCAGAAGUCACGCCCGGCGCUGCUGCAGCCUCAAGAUGUCGGAGACAGGGUGGAGACGCUUAUGGUUUGAUAACCAAGAGACCCCGGUGAUCUUGGUUCAGACACUCCCCUUCAGUUGAUUUUGCUCUGUGAAGAUAAGGAGAUGGCCAAUAACUUGUCUCUAGCUAGACCGAGGGAGGUGUGGUUGGGGGCCCAAUUCACAGAUGAACGUGGAUAGACAUUGCUCCGCAGGAUGUUCCUGGCUCCUUCCCAGCACUAGGGCUGGAGAGAUCCCAACAGCAGGAUAUUAUGGUCUGCACAACAUUCCAGCGCUGUUCAUUCCUGGGAACACUUUUCCCUUCUCUGAAGUGGGAAGCUGCAUCCGGUGAUCAAAGCUUUCCUGUGUGGCUCAUUCAGUGGGACCUGCUCCGCCCUCCUUUUCCAGCCCCUAGACCUCCUCAAAACUCGCCUGCAGACUCUCCAGCCCCCAGCCCCUGGAUCCAGGCGUGUUGGGAUGCUGGCUCUUCUCUUGAAGGUGGUUCGCACGGAGAGCAUUCUGGGCCUUUGGAAAGGGAUGUCUCCCGUAAGCUGCGUUUUGGGUCUUCUCUUGCGCCCUUUGCUGUAAUAGCCAGCCAUUUCUCAUGCACCUCACGUAUCCUCUCGUUAGGAUGGUCCAUUGUGAGGUGUGUCCCCGGCAUUGGUAUCUACUUCGGCACCCUCUACUCCUUGAAGCAGUACUUUCUGCGAGGCCAUCCACCAACCGCCCUGGAGUCGGUCAUCCUGGGAGUGGGCUCUCGCUCAGUUGCAGGGGUCUGCAUGUCACCCAUCACUGUGAUCAAGACCCGUUACGAGAGCGGGAGGUAUGGCUAUGAGAGCAUCUACGCAGCCCUGAAGAGCAUCUAUCGCAGUGAGGGGCACCGGGGACUCUUCAGUGGCCUGACAGCAACACUUCUGCGUGACGCACCCUUUUCUGGAAUCUACCUGAUGUUUUACAACCAGACCAAAAACAUCAUGACCCACGACCAGUUGGAUGCAGUCCUUAUUCCUGUUGUAAAUUUCAGCUGUGGGAUCUUUGCUGGUAUUCUGGCCUCCCUGGUAACUCAACCUGCGGAUGUCAUCAAAACUCAUAUGCAGCUCACCCCAAUGAAAUUUCGGUGGAUUGGCCAGGCGGUGACCCUCAUUUUCAAAGAUUAUGGGCUGCGUGGCUUCUUCCAAGGUGGCGUUCCCCGGGCCCUCCGCAGAACUCUGAUGGCAGCAAUGGCCUGGACGGUCUACGAGGAGAUGAUGGCCAAGAUGGGCCUGAAGUCCUGACCGAGAGGGGCCUGGGGACAGAUGGGCUCUGUUGCCUUGCCCGGCUCUUGCCAAGGGCUGCUCCGUCUCACUGUCCCGGAGUUAGAGGAUGUCCUGUCUGGAAAGCCAGGCAGCUACGUCACCUUCAGUUACCCAGUUUGAGUAGAGAAUAGAUGGGCCCGACUCAAGCCUUCAGGAUCUCCCGAAAGAGGUGUUACUGAUGCAUACUGCGCGCUAGGGAGUUAGGAGAGGGUUUGCCCAUCCUGCAGGACUUCUUAAAAAGGGGUUUCUGGAGAGAGCUCUGUCAGGUGGCUCCGCUUCACCUACACCCACCUACACCAGGCUGCCGUUUGGAUCUGUCCUUGGGCAAGGAAUCGCACCGCCAGAGAAUCCGCGGACUGGCGCUACGGCCGAGGCGCUCCAGUGGGGGAAGCCCAUCUGCCGGGAGAGGGGUCCUUGUCACAAGGCUGAAGGCUGUGUCCGGGGUGCUGUUAGGACGAGGGGAAAAAAGAUGUUGUUACUUAACUGGUGGUUACUUAAUCACCUGGAGAGCCUCUAAAGAAGUGGAGACAGUGGCUUCUUAGCCUCUAAGUGUCCAAAUAACGUUUUUUUGUUCUUGGCCUCCGCCCUGUUUUAAUUCUGAAUUGUUCUGGCUUUUUUUUUUUUUUUUUUUUUUUUUGCUGCUGCUAAAAUUCACAUAAAUAAAGUGAAGCACUUUAUCACUGACAACUGUUUGGAAAACCUCAAUAGUGUCCCCUCUGUGUUCUAAAAUAACCAAAUUAAUCCAAGGUGGCUGGCUCUUGACCCAUAUACGUCCUUCGACCUAAACAUCUUUUAAAAAGCUUUAUUUCACACAUUGUACCAUCCCCUCAUUUCAAAUAAACCAAUCCGUGAUUUUUGGUAACUUCACUGAGGGGCUCAACCAUCACUACGGAUCUGUUUUAGAACACGUUCAGCCCCCAAGAUCUCAGAUUUAAAGAUCUCAUUCUGAGCCCCAGCCGCUGGGAGCUAUUGAUCCGCUUUCCGUCCAUCACUUGCCUUUACUGUGUGCUUCCUAUGAAUGCAGUCGUACAAUUUGUAGUUUCGCAUCUGGUUUCUUUCGCUUAGCGUAACGCUUUUGAGGUUCAUCCAUGUGGCACGUUCAGCACUGUCCUUUGUUGUGUGCGUGGCCACAUAACAUCGUACUAUCCAUUCCUCAGUUGAGGACUACUUGAAUUGUUUCCACUUUGGGGCUCUUAGGAAUAAUGCCACUGUGAACGUUCACAUAAAAGUGUUUGUGUGGACCUAGCUUUUCAUUGCUCUUCUGGAAGCAUGUGCCUAGGAAGAGAACUGUGGGAUCAUGUGGUGGCAGUGUUUAACCAUCUGAGAAACUCCCAGACUCCAGACCAACCUCCGUUCCCACCAGCAGCGCAGAAGCGUUCUGAUUCCCCACAUCCUCCUCCACACAUGUUAUUGUUUGUUUUAUUUACUGGAGCCACCCGAGUUGGGUACCCAGGCUUUUCUAUCAAUUUUUCAACUUCGGAAGGAGCCAUACAUUUAUCCAGACAGCAGAAAGAUUGGUCUCCUGGUUAAGGAUACGGGCUGUGAUCUAGGUGGCCCAGAUAGAAAACCUGGUCCUCUACUUAUUUAGACACACUUUGCAACUGUUCCUGUAAAGCGGGGAUCGGGAUAUUCCCCACCUCCUAGGGCGAUGGUGAGGGUUAAAAGAGCAGAUGUUUCUGGUGCACUGUGGUAGGUUCCUGGGGCUGCACAACCAGUGACCAGAAAUUGGGUAGCCUCUGGCAGAAAUUUGUUCUGGAGCCUAAGAGUCUUCAAAUCAAAGUGUCAGCAGGGACAUAAUUUUCUCUGAAGGCUCUAGGGGAGGACAGUUGUGGCUUCUGGUGGUUGCUGGCAAUUCUUGACACUCGUCACUCCAGUCUGCCUGCGUCUCCACAAAGCCUCCCGUCUGUCCAUCUGUCUCUGUGUCCAAAUUUCUUUGAAGGACACGAGUAACUGGAUUCGGGCACACCCUACUCUAGAAGGACCUCCACUUGAUUAUAUCUGCAAAGACCCAUCAUCAAAUAAGAUCACAUUCAUAGGAACACAAUUCAACCUGUGGUGCAUAUAAAUUUAAUGAUGUUUAUACUUUAGGUUUUAGGUUGAAAUGUCCCAUUCAAGGGGCACCUGGGUGGCUCAGUUGGUUAAGCUUCUGACAUCAGCUCAGGUCAUGAUCUUGCAGUUCGUGGGAUCGAACCCUGUGUCAGCUCUGUGCUGACAGCUCAGAGCCUGGAGCCUGCUUUGGAUUCGGUGUCUUCCUCUCUGCCCUUCUGCUUGUGCUGUGUCUUUCUCGCUCUCAAAAAUAAAUGUUAAAUAAAUAAAUAAAUA